Messenger RNA from Clupea harengus (Atlantic herring), 6888 nucleotides. RefSeq names its product potassium voltage-gated channel subfamily A member 1a (gene kcna1a). Gene Ontology annotation, cellular component: neuronal cell body; membrane; paranode region of axon. NCBI's taxonomy places the organism in Eukaryota, Metazoa, Chordata, Actinopteri, Clupeiformes, Clupeidae. Gene Ontology annotation, biological process: potassium ion transmembrane transport; action potential; protein homooligomerization. Gene Ontology annotation, molecular function: protein binding; delayed rectifier potassium channel activity. The record is from RefSeq and is a predicted model, not a curated record.
CCCCCUUGCAUGUUCAACACAGUACAAUAUGCUGGUGCACAUUAUUAAGGAAUUAUUCUAUAUCCCCUAUUGAUUUCCUACUUCAAGCACCUUUCAUCUCCACCCCUUUGACAGUAUGUUGAGCUGCAACAGACCUUGCUCGUCAUCUUGUCUACUCGUAAGAGCACAUUUUGCUGAUGCGGUAAUGUCUGGAAAUGGCAGGGGUUCGCUUAUUGCCCCUUAAUGUAUCUUCCCCCUGAGUUGCAGCAUUAGAGUUCCUCAUGCAGUGGGCUAUAAGCCAUUCUCGCCGCACUUGCCGCUGCACUACCAAGACUGGACGUUGCGGCUUCAGCAUUCUUUUACAUUGCAGCGCCCUGCCUUGGUCAAUGUGACUUUUUAUGCGCGUUGAGAGAUGCAAAGAGUGAGAUUUAAGUGUUUUUGAGAUUUCAUUUAUUUUAGUUUCGGAAAAAUAACACGCGUAAGGACACGAACAUGCCAUGAACUUCAACCAGGAUUACAGGCACACAAAUGAAGCCCGACUUCGAAGAGAUGUAAAGUGUUCAUGUACCCUAUAGAUACACAUAAACAGGAGAAAGGGUGCAUCAGCGUUGGAUGAGUGCACCAACGGACGCAUUCCAGCAGUAUCCCUAAGGAUCAAACGGAGAGCUCCUCCCACGCCGACCUGCAGGAUGACCGUAGUGCCCGGAGACAACAUGGAUGAGACCUCAGCAGUGCCGGGGCACCCUCAGGACACCUACCCCCCGGACCACGAUGACCACGAAUGCUGCGAGAGGGUAGUCAUCAACAUAGCGGGGCUGCGCUUCGAGACCCAGCUGAAAACUCUUUCACAGUUUCCCGAGACGCUGUUAGGUAAUCCCAAGAAGAGGAUGCGCUACUUUGAUCCCCUGAGAAAUGAAUACUUCUUCGACAGGAACCGUCCUAGUUUCGACGCAAUACUCUACUACUAUCAGUCUGGAGGCAGGCUGCGGAGGCCGGUGAACGUACCCUUGGAUAUGUUCUCAGAGGAAAUUAAGUUUUACGAACUGGGGGUAGAUGCAAUGGAGAAAUUUCGCGAGGAUGAGGGCUUUAUACGGGAGGAGGAGCGCCCUUUGCCAGAGAAGGAGUUUCAGCGACAGAUCUGGCUACUUUUUGAGCACCCGGAGAGCUCUGGACCUGCUAGGGGGAUUGCUAUUGUGUCUGUGAUGGUCAUUUUGAUCUCCAUCGUCAUAUUCUGUUUGGAGACUUUACCUGAACUGAAAGAAGACCCAAGAGGUCGUUAUGAGACUGUAGGGAACAUCACUUUCUAUUACAAGCCAAACAUCUUGACCGACCCGUUCUUCAUUGUGGAGACUUUGUGCAUCAUAUGGUUCUCGUUUGAACUGAUAGUGCGCUUCUUUGCCUGUCCGAGCAAGGCGGCUUUCUUCAAGAAUAUGAUGAACACUAUUGACAUAGUGGCCAUCAUACCAUACUUCAUCACACUGGGCACAGAGCUGGCCGAUGAUGGAAAGGGGGGAGAGGAUGGAAUGGGAGAGCAAGCAACAUCGUUGGCCAUUCUCAGGGUGAUACGUCUGGUGAGAGUGUUUAGGAUCUUCAAGCUGUCAAGGCAUUCGAAAGGACUGCAGAUCUUAGGACAAACCCUUAAAGCCAGUAUGAGGGAGCUUGGAUUGCUCAUCUUCUUCCUGUUCAUCGGCGUCAUCCUCUUCUCCAGCGCAGUGUACUUUGCGGAGGCCGAGGAAGCGGAAUCACACUUCACCAGCAUCCCAGACGCCUUCUGGUGGGCCGUAGUUUCAAUGACUACAGUCGGCUAUGGUGACAUGGUUCCAGUCACCAUAGGUGGCAAGAUCGUCGGCUCCCUAUGCGCCAUUGCAGGUGUGCUGACAAUUGCGCUUCCGGUACCUGUCAUCGUGUCUAACUUCAAUUACUUCUACCACAGGGAAACCGAGGGAGAGGAGCAGGCCCAACUGCUCAACGUUAGCAAUCCAAACAUCGCCUCUGACACCUCCAGUCGCCGCAGCUCCUCGACCGUAAGCAAAUCAGAGUACAUGGAAAUUGACGGCGACAUAAACAACAGUAUCGACAAUUUUAGGGAAGCCAACCUGAGAACUGGCAACUGCACUAUAACUAAUCAAAACUGUGUGAACAACACCAAGCUGCUAUCCGAUGUUUAGACGAAAGCAGGGACUUGAGAGACUGGUGAUCAUACUAAUCACAUGAAUGCUUAAUUUACCUCCUUAGAGAGCCCUUGCAAUGCGACUUCUAUACUCCGCAAAAGAAAGAGAGAAAAAAAACACAAAGAGAAAAGAAUCAAGCUGUUAGAUAUUCGAAAGAUAGUAGCUGUUAUUAAUUUCCAAAAGGAAUACUUCCAGUACAUGAAAAAAAAAAAAAACAUGUAACACACACAAGCUCGCACCAACAGGCAAAAAUAGUCUGGCGAGAACCCUUGGUGGCUGUCCUAACCGGCAUCCAAGUAGGGAUUUUUAAAAUGAUAUGCAUGGAAUACAGAUACCAUUUCAGUAACUUGCACAGUGCAUCCUAGAGCAAAUGCAUCAAAAUUACCCUGUCCUGCAGAGAAAGAAGCGCAAAACUCGGCAGGGUCUGAUCGACGACUUCCGGAUAGGUGGUCUCCUUACUGUUAAGGAUAUACUGACCAGCAAAGCACCUUAUACAGACGUGACUGAAUACCUGCUGGGAUGCUACAGAGGACCAAGUCCUCGACCCGUGAACAUCCGCAAUACUGCUAUUUUUCAGCAGAUGCUGUAUUUAAGAUAUCACCAAGUGAUUCAAUGCCAUGCCCUUUAGAUGCAAGACAGCACAAUGACAAAAGGAGCUUCAUAUUAGCAUGUUCAGAUUCUUAUCAUUUUGAUAAUGGCAUGCUUGGGACAUUAUCUCAUUCAACAGCGCCUUUUUUUCUUUUUGGACCUUUCUUCCACCUUCCCUACCAUCUACUUCCAUGGAAAGUGCACUGGAUCGUUAUGAUUUGAAAUGCUUAUCAUUCAUGAGUAUUUAAGGACUGAAUGUUAAACCUUAAGGGAACAGUAACUCAAUGAGAUCAUAGCAUGUUAGAAAAUAACCUGCAUUAUGGCCUAUUCGAACUAAGGUACUAUGUAUCCUAGUAUAUUUAAUGCAUGACAUCAAUAUUAUACAGCUUGUUGCAAUGUAUGCAUCUCUUAUAGGUGCCCAUGUUACUGUCAGGGAAAUAGGGACACGGAAUCCUACAUUUUCUGAAAUGUGACAAAAAUAUAUGCAAGCCCAUCUCGGGGAUGCAGACUUCCUAAUUUAAAAAGUAGUCAAUGAAGCUGAGGAAAAUAUUAUCAAAAAUGCAUAUACUCAUACUAAGCACCUGUUAAAAUCAGUAUAACGUCAAUAAUGCCGUGCAUGGGCCUACUCUCAACAAGUUAAACGAAAUGUAAAUAUAAUUCAUGCUUUCAAUUUUUGCAGUCAAAUUUAGGCCACUGUGAUGUUCAAAGUAUCUAAAUUACUUGAUUUAUUUAAAUGUCAGGAAACACUGCAAAGAGAACAAGUCAGAAUUAUGAACAUAGGUUGCUAGUGCCUUUGAGCCUCUCAACGACUGGAUAAGUGAAAGUGCCUCAGUGUAAGACUGAUUGACAUCAAGACAAAAGUGCUACACAGUGCAGUUUAGGUUGAUGCACUAAUGGAAGUUGAACAGUUCAGUCACAAUACUAACAUUCUGCCUCCUUUAUAAAGCUUUCACACAAGUGCGAGUUUUACCUCGGGGAAGUGAAACUUUAGCGCUGAGUUGUAAAUAUAUUAAACAACGUGGAGUAGCUACUUUGAAUAGCCAUGAUGGACAGUUAACGAUAUUUCAGGUGUUAUCCUCAUACUUGUCUGUGAAAAGGGCGGCACAUGUUCCGUAGAGUUGAAUCGUCUCGAGGGUCGGGUGAGUGCAUUCCGAGUUGAAAAGGUGUUAAACAUGGCACAUGGCUGUCACGCACAACUUGACCUUUUCAUGUCGUCAUGCACCUGAACUUUGUCCAAGGAGCUAAAUCAGAUUAGGUCUCACUGAUUGAGGUAAUGGCGGGGUGGGGAGAUCCCAUGGGGUUUGAAUCUGCCUUGUGGAUAAAGUACCUUUUCCGUAGUUUUUCUGUUUCCUGUGCCAUAAGGAGUCUACCUCAGUGAGGUUAGUGCAGAGCUUACUGCAGCGCUUGACUAUGCUCACCAUCUUACUUUACUUACUACAUCCAUGUGCAAAUGGCCAGCCAUGUACUGUAUUCAAAUAGAACCCCCACACCUUCCCAACGGACAGUUCUAGAAGCUCCAAGAGUGAUUUACAUGCCUACUACCCCUUCCCCUUAAUGACCCUUGCCCUUUCAGCUGCGUACAAUCAAAAGCAUUGCUUUGCUCUAGUGUUACUUUUGUUGUUUUGAAUUUACUCCGAUCAGUGCUAUUAUCCUCACUUGAUUUGACAUCAGCUGGCUUCCACCUAUCAGACACAUAACUGGAGACACAGGAAAAAGCAGGGGCAUGUAUGUCAAGACAGACCAUACAGUCAGAGGCACACAUUCUCUCUUAACAGCGGUAUGGUCCAUUUCAGAUACACUAAGAUUCUGCACAUGUUUGUUUUCUGUGUUUGAUUUUAUAGUGCCUGCCAGGAAUGUUUAUUGUUGUCUUACCCGUGAAAGCUUGGAUGAAAUUUGGUACAUAAGGCCAAAUACCUAGUCUGAACACCCGCGCUUAAACAUGAACGUUGAAGUUACUUCUGAUACUGAAAGGGCUGAAGAAGGCAGACUGUUUUUAUGCAUUUUUUUAUUUUCUAAAACAUGACAGACUUAUGAUUCCUACCAUUGCUUUUUUUGCAACACAGCAGUUUUUCUUUUGUAAAAUGUAAAAUGUCUGAAUGGAGAUUAAGAUAUCUCAAAGAUGUCCUAUGUAUUUCAACUGGGGUGAAUUCUCACAGACUAUAGUUUUUGCAGUGGUUGAGAGAAAACCUAAAUGACAAACUACUACUGAUCACUUAAAAGUGGUAGAUAGUGUGUUGGUGGAAUUGCAGGUUUAAGACAAAUUAUUUGUCUACUGUCAGCCAUCAUAACAUCAUCCGCUUGACUUGUUGCCUUUUUUGCUCUGUCCAAUAGCAUUGUAAUGCCAGUUAUGUCACGCUGGUCCAUGAAUGGCCCAUAAAAGUAGCCCUUGGUUGCCAGAGUACACCAACAGGGAAGGCUGGCAAUAGGCGAGGUAUGGUGCUGUAAAAUAAAACCAUCUGAAUGAUGCAUUCUGACAAACCAUCUAACAGCAAUAGAGACUACAUAUCCUUUAUUUGUGCUCCCCUACAGCAAAAUGAGAAAUAACGGUUCUCAAAAAUGUAAAAACAAUAGAUGUACUGCGAUGUUGGUAGACAUAGUUACGCCCACCCAUGAAGGGAUGUUUUUAAAGAUGACUGCAGAGAAUUCUUCCAUUGACAUCCUCAGAAUGUUGUUUUACUGAGCCGAAUCUCCCAAAGUUCUUUGGGUUUUCCGGUUUUGAAAAAAAAAAGAAGCUGUAGGUCAAUGAGGAACAAAUGAACCAAAGGAAAACCCUCUGAUACCCGCAGAACACAUACUCUACGUCUCUGUACCCUCCGUUUUGUGACUGUGUCGAGUGUGAUGUGUCAGAGACAGUGGAAAAGGAUGUUUAGAUUUUGUACAAAUCUUGGCAUUAAUAAGCCUUGCUGGGUCCAAAGACUGAUUCAGUUACAUGUGUGCUGACAUAACUAAUAUAAAUAACUUAAAAACCACAAAUACAAAAAAAAAAAAAAACGACUUUUGAGACAAUAGUGCUAUUUCAAACAGUCUGCUUACAAGUGAUUUUCCAUCAAAUAUAGCUUGCAGGUAGAGACACUUGUCAAUGCAUAUCCCAAGAAAAGAUGAAGUCAUGUACUCUAGAUGUGGCCUUCUGAGGACAUUACGAGAUUUAUUUUCUUUUUUGUUCACCUCUGUGGCCUCAUUUUUGCUAUUAUAUUUUAUUUUAAUGUCACUAUUAUCAAUAAUAUAUGUGCUUCAGACAACUCAUGUGAGUCUCGCAGAGAGUUCAUGUGAUAAGCAACGACUGUAAAAGAGAAAGCAAAUCACGAAUAAUAUUAUAAUAUAUUACAUUGAAUAAAGUUAAAAAAAAAAUGGCAUUAGUGUAACUGGUUAUUCUCUCUGCUUUAUUUAAAUGUCACCAAAGCUUCAUUGAAACAUCAGAAAUCAAAGAAAGACUUCAUCAUCCAACUAUCCUGUAAAGAUAACCGAUUCCAGAGCAACCUUACAGCACUGAUCGUAUGAACUGCAUGGUCAAUGGAAGAACUGCAUGAGCCUAGUCCUUCCAAAACUUAGGAUCAGCAUCGUUACGGUUGCAUCAUUUUAAAAGCCCUUGCUGUCAUCAGCACAUUUUUUUGUUCUCCAAACCAUUGUUAUCAUUUGACAUCUUCUCCGCUUUCUUUUCCAUGAAAAAAAAAUCUCUUAUCCGCAGGUCUGUGUUACAGACUUUCAUUUUGUUGAUACGUAUAAGAGCACAUUAAUUGUGAUUAAUUGAUGAGGUGUGGUGGCGAUGAAGGCUUAAAGAUAAGCUUUAGAUGACUGAUGUGAAUGUGCUUUGUUGGAUUUCAAUGAAAAAUAUUUCAAUGCCCAGAGGGAUGCCUUUGGAACGAGCCCCCCCCCCCCCCUGUUCAUGAUGGACUCUCUAUACUAACACACUUCCACUGAUCCCACAUACCAACUGUAUGAAAAUAUUGACUGGUAUGACAUGUUUGCAGCCAUUAUUGUUGCUUUGGAUUGUCAUUGAACAAGGAUUAGAUUGUGUGUGUUCAUUUUGUCAGAUGCUGACCAAUGCCUGGUCUGUGAUCUAUGCAAGGGUAUUUAUUUUCUUAUGUCACUUUUGAGUUGAUCAUACAUUUAACUCAAUAAAUUUUUAAGGAUCUGAGUCCUGUCAAAGCCA